Molecule: messenger RNA, 6330 nt
Organism: Lampris incognitus (smalleye Pacific opah)
Lineage: Eukaryota; Metazoa; Chordata; Actinopteri; Lampriformes; Lampridae
Gene: dock11
Product: dedicator of cytokinesis 11
Biological process (GO): small GTPase-mediated signal transduction; positive regulation of filopodium assembly; positive regulation of GTPase activity
Molecular function (GO): guanyl-nucleotide exchange factor activity
Source: RefSeq, a predicted model, not a curated record
AUGUCCGAGGUGCGAAAAUUCACCAAGAGGUUGAGCAAGCCCGGGACGGCGGCGGAAGUCCGGCAGAGCGUCUCGGAGGCGGUGAGGACCUCGGCGGUGGUGGAGCAGCCGAAGAUCAUUGAGCCAUUGGAUUACGAAGCCGUGGUGUUCCAGAGAAAGGCCCAGAUCCACAGUGACCCCCACAGAGACCUGCUGCUCUGCCCCACCGACGAUGUCUCGGAGUCCCAGAUUUCCCGACACAGGAGGACCGUGGUCCCAUCAGUCCCCCAGAAUGCCGAGCGGGAAGCCAGGAGUUUGUUCGCCAAAGAGUGCAUCAAGAUGUACAACACGGACUGGCAUGUCAUCAACUAUAAAUAUGAGGCUUACUCCGGCGAUUUCCGCAUGCUGCCAAGCAAGGGCCUGAAGACAGACAAGCUACCGGUUCACGUGUUUGAAGUCGAUGAAGACGCCAAAGACGAGGUGAAGGACGACUCCACGUCGCUGUGCUCGCAGAGGGGAGGCAUCAUGAAGCAGGGUUGGCUGCAGAAGGCCAACAUCAACAGCAGCCUGUCUGUCUCCAUGAGGGUGUUCAAAAGGAGGUACUUCUACCUGUCCCAGCUCCCUGACGGCUCCUACAUCCUAAACUCCUACAAGGAUGAGAAGAACUGUAAGGAGACCAAAGGCUCCAUCUACCUGGACUCCUGCAUCGACGUCAUUCAGUGUCCUAAGAUGCGGCGCAACGCGUUCGAGCUGAAGAUGCAGGAGCGCUACAGCCACUUCCUGGCUGCGGAUAGUGAGGCGGAGAUGGAGGAAUGGGUGGCCACCUUGAAACAGGCCCUGCAGAGCAGCUCCGAGCCCAGCCAUGACAGGAGGAACGGCGGGGACCCGCUGGACUGUGCCCUGGAUGAGGACACCACCAGCCAGGGAAAAGGGGAGAGUCUGCUGGAGAGCUUGGGGAGAGGUCUGCAGCCCGAGCUCAUGAAGUAUGCUCGAGAGACAGACCAGCUGAAUAAAAUCAACAGGAACGAAGGCAGACAGAAGCUGUUCUCUCUGGACCCGGAGACACAGAGGCUGGACUUCUCAGGCAUCGAGCCCGACGUGAAGCCGUUCGAGGAGCGCUUCGGCCGCCGCAUCAUGGUCAGCUGCCACGAUCUGACCUUCAGUCUGCAGGGCUGCGUGAGCGAGAAGGGAGACAGCGUCCUCACCAACGUGGAGCCGUUCUUCAUCAGUCUGGCCCUCUUCGACGUCUCCAAGAGCUGCAAGAUCUCGGCCGACUUCCACGUGGACCUCAACCCGCCCUGCGUGAGGGAGAUGCUGACGGACGCCUCCGGCCAGCUCUCCCCUUCGUCGGACUCCGAGGGUGGAGGAACACUGGUUAACGGAGACGGGGGGAAGGGGAACAGCCUGCCGGUCCUCCAGAGGGUGUCGGAGGCUCUGCUGCGCUUCCCAACACAGGGUAUCUUUUCAGUAACCAACCCCCACGCUGAUAUCUUCCUGGUGGCCCGCGUGGAGAAGGUUCUACAGAACGGCAUCACCCACUGCGCGAGCCCUACGUCAAGACCUCUGACAUCAACAAGACCGCUCAGAAGGUGCUAAAAAGCUGCCAAGCAGACAUGCCAACGCCUCGGCCAAUACAGGAUGCCCUUUGCCUGGGCUGCCAAGCAGGUAUUCAAAGAUGCCCCAGGGAAGCCCUGGACAUGGACGGAAAGUUCUCCCCGCUGUAACCGCCAGGACAGCAGCAAAAUCUCCACCGACGACAUCAUCAAGCUGCUGGCUGACAUUAGGAAGCCGAGGAAGCUCAAGCUUCAGAUCAUCCCUGGACAACUGAAUGUCACCAUAGAGUGUGUUCCGCCUGACCUCUCAAAUACCGUGACCUCCUCUUACAUUCCCCUCAAGCCCUUCGAAGAGGGCUGUGAGAGGGUGUCCGUGGAGAUGGAGGAGUUCCUCCCCGGUGAGGCCAAAUACAACUACCCCUUCACCACCUACAAGAACCACCUCUACAUCUACCCCUGCAGCUCAAAUACGACAAACCAGAAGACCUUCGCCAAGGCCAGAAACCUCGCGGUCUGCAUCCAGUUCCGAGAUUCAGAUGAAGAUGCAGCGCCGCUAAAGUGCAUCUAUGGCAAGCCGGGAGAUUCGCUCUUCACCACCAGCGCCUGUGCAGCUGUCCUGCACCACAACCAGAGCCCAGAGUUCUACGAUGAGAUAAAGAUUGAGCUGCCUGUCCAUGUGCACGAGAAACACCACAUCCUCUUCACCUUUUACCACAUCAGCUGCGAAUUCAGCAGCAAGGCCAGCACCAAGAAGAGAGAGGGGGUGGAGGCGCUGGUGGGCUACUCGUGGACUCCCUUGCUGAAGGACCGUAGGAUGCAUUCUGUGGAGCUCCAGCUGCCCGUGGCCGCCACGCUGCCCCCUGGGUAUCUGGGGGACAAGGGUCAGGAUACAAAAAAGUCUCAGCCAGAUAUCAAGUGGGUGGAAAAUGCCAAGCCGCUGUUUAAACUGAGGACCCACGUUGCAUCGACGAUAUAUGCUCAGGAUUUGCAUCUACACAAUUUCUUCCAGCACUGCCAGCUGAUGAGGUCGACGUCAGAGGGCCACCCUGCAGAACUCAUCAAGUAUCUGAAGUGCCUGCACGCCAUGGAGACUCAGGUGAUCAUCAACUUCCUGCCCACGGUGCUGAUGCAGCUGUUUGAGGUGCUCGCCGUGGCUACCAAGGAAGCCCACGACAUUGCCGUCAACUCCCUCCGUGUGAUCAUACACAUAGUCUCCAGAUGUCACGAGGAAGGACUCGAACAGUACCUGCGCUCCUUCACCAAGUACGUGUUCGUGACCACCAACCAGGCGUCGGCCAACUCCCCGACCACCCACGAGGUGCUGGCCACCGCAGUCACGGCCAUCCUCAAGCAGACUGCAGACUUCAACACGAGCAACAAACUGCUCAAGUACUCCUGGUUCUUCUUUGAAACCAUGGCCAAGUCUAUGGCCCAAUACCUCCAAGUGGGCAACCGCAUGAAGAUGCCACGUGCCCAGCGUUUCCCAGACAGCUUCAAUCAGGCGCUCCAGUCCCUGCUGCUGUCCAUCCUGCCUCAUACCACCAUUCGUCAUGCCGAGAUCCCCGAAGAGGCCCGCUGCAUCAACCUCAGCCUGGCCACCUUCAUUAAGAGGUGCCUGACCUUCAUGAACAGGGGAUUUGCCUUCAGCUUGGUCAAUGACUACAUGUGUGGUUUCACCCUAAAAGAUCCCAAGGUGCUGACGGAGAUGAAAUUUGAUUUCCUGAUGACGGUGUGUAACCACGAACAUUACAUCCCACUCAACCUGCCCAUGGCGUUCGGACGCACCAAGCUUCAGAGGGUGCAGGAGCACAGCUUGGAGUUCAGCCUGACCGAGGACUACUGUCGCAACCACUUCCUGGUGGGUCUUCUGCUGCGGGAGGUAGCCGAGGCCCUGCAGCAAAGGCCCGAGGUCCGGCAGCUGGCCGUGGCCGUGCUCAAGAACCUCCUCAUCAAGCACGCCAUGGAUGACCGCUACGCAACCUACAAAAACCAGCAGGCCCGGAUCUGUCUGCUCUAUCUGCCACUUUUUGAGCUGCUGUACCAGAUCCAGAAACAGCUUUCUGCCCAGCCGCACACCUCCAGCCCCGGGCUUGGCCUCACCGGCUCCAGAGAUGACUUGAUAUCUACCAGCUCUGCAGAAAGCAAGAGAACUAGCACCGCUAUCGACAAAGAUCAUGGCCUGCUGGCUCUGAACGGCCAUGUGGUGAGGAGAGAGGACUCCAGAGGCUCUCUGCUAAUGGACCCAGGAACCCCGGACAGCAUUGAGCUCCAAAGGCGUGGCUCCACCAUGAGCAGCAGCACUCUGCCCCCAGCCAGCAGACUGGGCCAGUAUGAGAUCAAGGGCCUCCUGCUCUGCUUCCUGCACAUUGUCAAGACCCUGUCAGAAGAUACUCUGCUGGCCUACUGGAAUAAAGUCAGCCCUCAAGACAUAUUGACCUUCCUCAAUCUGCUGGAGAUAUGUCUGCUCCAGAUCCGCUACAUUGGAAAGAGAAACAUAGGCAGGAGCCAUGAUAUGUGGGUGUCGAAGCUGUUCUCCUCAGACAGGAAGUCUCAGACCAUGCCAGCCAUGCGCUGCAACCGAGCCAGCCUCAUGCAGACCAAGAUCCAGCAGUUCAGCACUAUGGAGGCCUCUCUCACUCUCAAUAUAGGAAUGGGUCCAUCGGAGGCAGAGCUCCACCAUCAAGCACUGCUGGAGGGUAACAUCUCCACCGAGGCCUGCCUCACCGUCCUGGAUGUCCUGUCCCUCUUCACUCAGAGUUUUAAGAACCAGCUGCUGGACAGUGAUGGUCACAAUCCCCUGAUGAAGAAGGUGUUUGAUGUCUACCUGACCUUCCUUAAGGUCGGCCAAUCAGAGGCUUCCCUCAGACAUGUCUUCGCUGCCCUCAGGGCGUUUAUCAAUAAGUUUCCGGUGGUGCUGUUUAAAGGCCGAGUGACGCUAUGCGAGGCUCUGUGCUACGACGUGCUCAAGUGCUGCGUGUCCAAGCUGGGCUCGCUGAGGGCCGAGGCCUCUGCCCUGCUGUAUCUGCUGAUGAGGAACAACUAUGAGUACACCAAGAGAAAAACCUUCCUACGAACGCACCUGCAGAUCAUCAUUGCUGUGAGCCAACUGAUCUCUGACGUAGCGCUGACAGGCAGCUCACGCUUCCAGGAGUCCCUGUCCAUCAUUAACAACUUUGCCAACAGCGAUAAAGCCAUGAAGUCCACGGCGUUCCCCUCAGAGGUGAAGGGCCUGACCAAACGGAUCCGUACGGUACUGAUGGCCACGGCCCAGAUGAGGGAGCAUGAGAAGGACCCCGAGAUGCUCCUCGACCUGCAGUACAGUCUGGCCCGCUCCUACGCCAGCACCCCCGAGCUGCGACGCACCUGGCUGGACAGCAUGGCCCGAGCGCACCUCAAGAACGGGGACCUGUCCGAGGCGGCUAUGUGUUACGUCCAUGUGGCAGCACUGGUCGCAGAGUAUCUACACAGGAAAAAGCUGUUCCCCAGCGGGCUGGCAGCUUUUAAGAAGGUUACCUUGAACAUUGAAGAGGAGGCAGCCAUGAAGGAAGAUAGCGGCAUGCAGGAUGUCUACUACACUGAGGAAGUGUUGGUUGAGCACCUCGAGAUGUGUGUGGAGGCACUGUGGAAAGCCGAACGCUAUGAACUCAUCACACACGUCGCCAAGCUCAUAAUCCCUGUCUAUGAGAAGCGUCACGAGUUCGAGAAACUGAGCCGCCUGUACGACACCUUGCACAGGGCCUACAAUAAGAUCAUGGAGGUGAUGCAGUCAGGCCGCAGGCUCCUCGGGACUUACUUCAGAGUGGCUUUUUAUGGACAGGGCUUCUUCGAGGAGGAGGACGGGAAGGAAUACAUCUACAAGGAACCCAAACUCACCGGCCUGUCGGAGAUCUCCCAGCGCCUGCUGACCCUCUAUGGGGACAAGUUUGGAGUGGAAAACGUCAAAAUCAUUCAGGACUCCAACAAGGUUAACCCCAAAGAUCUGGAGAGCAAGUUUGCGUAUGUCCAGGUGACUUUUGUCAAACCCUACUUUGAUGAAAAGGAGGCGCCAGAAAAGAAGACUGACUUCGAGAAGUGCCACAACAUCAACCGCUUCGUGUUUGAGACGCCCUACACCCUGACAGGGAAAAAGCACGGCGGUGUCGAGGAGCAGUGCAAGAGGAGGACCGUGCUCACAACUGCCAACACCUUUCCCUACGUGAAGAAGCGUGUGGAGGUGGUGGGUGAGAAGGUGGUGGAGCUUAAGCCGGUGGAGGUGGCCAUAGACGAGAUGAGGGCGCGCACGGCCGAGCUGACCAAGCUGUGCUCCAGCCAGGAGGUGGACAUGAUCCAGCUGCAGCUGAAACUGCAGGGCUGUGUGUCUGUGCAGGUGAAUGCAGGUCCCAUGGCAUAUGCCCGGGCGUUCCUGGAUGAGUCCAGACCAAACCAGUCUGCCAGCAAGAAAGCAAAAGACCUCAAGGAGAUAUUCAGGCGUUUUGUCCAGGCAUGCAGCAUGGCUCUGGACAUAAACGAGCGGCUCAUCAAGGAGGACCAAUAUGAAUACCACGAGGGCCUGAAAACGAACUUCAAAGACAUGGUGAAGGAGCUGUCUGACAUCAUCCAUGAGCAGAUCUACCAGGAGGACAUAAUGCGCUCGCUGCUCCAGAAUUCCCUCCAUGUCUUCCGGGCCAUCAGCGGGAUGUCGACAGACCUGGGCUAAACCCCUGCCCCCCGUCCCCUCCCCCAUCCCGAACCACUUCAACCGAACAGAAACCUGACAGUGUAAAGCCAGCCAAGGACUUCACGCUUUCACUUUUGGAGU